This is a messenger RNA of Labeo rohita (rohu), 1652 nucleotides long. Its product is annotated as Immunoglobulin superfamily member. The coding region runs from base 62 to 742 and encodes 226 amino acids. The transcript is spliced from 3 exons. NCBI's taxonomy places the organism in Eukaryota, Metazoa, Chordata, Actinopteri, Cypriniformes, Cyprinidae. The record is from RefSeq and is a predicted model, not a curated record. Gene Ontology annotation, cellular component: membrane.
GGGAGAUAAAGUGUAGCUCUGUCAGUUCAGUGUCAGAGUGUGACACUUCUCUGAAACAGAAAUGGCUUUCCUCAGUCUCUUACCUUCUAGAAAUUUACUUAGUCACCUUUUCCACUCUGCCCUCACAGGUGGGCUUCUUUUUCUUUGUCUGCUCAUAAAUGUGACCAUUAUCGCCAGUCCUACUCAAACUCCCAAGACCAUCCUCAUCACGUCCACUGCAGAAACUUUACCCGCUUUGCCUGCUGAUGAUCCUGCCGGCCCACAGGAGGCGUCUUAUUUACAACAGCCUCCAAAGACCAAAGCCGUGGAAGGGGAAGAUGUGGUGUUUCCCUGUUUUUUAAAGAAUGAUGUGGAUGAAGUGCAGGCUGUGGAGAAGGUGAGGUGGUACAUGCAGAGUUCGGAGGGAAGGAAGAAUGUUCUACAAGCGAACGAGACAGUGGAGGAUGUCUUUGCUGGCCGUGUGUUUUUGUCUGGUGAUCUGUCUGAGGGAGAUCUCUCCAUGACGCUAAGGAAUAUUUCGGUGAAGGAUCGAGGGCUGUAUUUUUGUGCCUUUAUGUCAACAAACUCAACUAUUCUUCAGGGAGGCGGGACCAAACUCAGCAUCCGCAAAUGGUUGGGUGUGAUUGAAGAGUCUGUGGGCACUAUAAUUGGCAUCGUUGUGGCAGUUGUUGGCGUGGCAGUGGGGCUGGUUGCUUUGAUACUGACUCAGUUCAAGGACAAGCUGAACUGCCUGCAGAAAUGACACGGGAGAGACAGCGUUGGAGUAUGAAGGUUAAAAGUGCGGGGAGGUUUGGUAAAGGCCAAAGGUAAAAGUGAACAAACACACGUCCGCUCACACUGCCAAGAUCUGACCGCAGUGCAGAGAAUGACUUAAGUGAACGGGGAGGCAUUUAGCUCACCCCAUAUUCUGAAUGAUAAUAUAUACGAUUACAGAGACAAAUAGAUCCAGUGACCCUCCUCAAAUACAUCAGCUCUAACAUGAACUGUCGAGCUGCAUUAGUACAUGAAUAAGAAUAAGUACAUGAACUGUUUGAAAAUACAUGGAUUUCUACAUAAAUGGUUCCUAAGAUGAAAAAUAGUUUUGGUUCAUGAUAUUAUUUGAGUUAUUAUAUGCCUGAUACAACUUUCAGUUCAUUGCUCUGUCAGUGUUCAAAACCAUCCAUGUCUCCAAAAUCAUAUCUGCACACCUGCUUUUGCUUUUUAUUGACCUAUAUGCAUGCACAGAACAACAUAUGAUAGAUGUUAUUUAGUACACACUGAUUUAAGUCCUUUGCAUACCUCAAGUUGAGCAGAUGGACUGUUGAGUGGAUAGAAUGUUUAACAGAGGUUGAACUGGCUUCAUACCAGAGUACCAUUAUGGAGCUAUAUCAAUCAGAAACUGAUCUUGUUUCAGCACUCAACACUGAAUACAUUUCCUCUCAAGAGAUGCCUGAUCUCAACACUCAUGCUGUGCUUCAGUAUUCUGUCUUGAUUAAAGAACCUAAUUGCAAAGUUCUUCAUUUUCACCUACAUGCCUAUUGUAAGACCCAGCAGGGCCUUCGCCUCAGAAAUAGCUAGUUGUGAAGUGGUUUUGUGACUUUGUGAUUGUGACUGUCCCAUAGGCUUAGGUUUGUUUACUGUGAAAAUCACCAUCUAUCCUUCUGACACAAAUA